UAUAGGGCAUGCAGCAGGAGCAGUAUACAUCCAGGAACAGCGAUCAGAACACGCUCUAGCCAUUGCAUACCUAUGCAUGCAUCUAGCACUAUGGGAAUACCAGCUGCAGCUAUGGGAUUAUAACUCUGGAGAACUCUUCCUCCUUACUGGGGAAGGGGGUUGAGGGGGGAACUCUGAACUCUAAAUUGCCUCCAGGCGACUGGGAUGAAUUUACGCCACUGUCUAGGAGGGUGCUAUCACAUAAAGGUGGAUCUGCCAACUGGCAAAGAUAAGCAGUGAUUUAUUUCACAGGGUCAUGUCUAAGGCCCGAGAAGUGGACGUUCAUCUUGAAAUGCGCUAGGAAAAUAAAUGCAUGUGCGCAAAUAGAGGAGAGGAUUGUACAUGAGCAUUACAGAGCACUGAUGGACAUGUCCCCUAUGAAGUCUCGUCUACAAGAUCUCACCUGGUGAGCAGAUCUACAAAGGGACCAUGAAGCUGUUGGGAGGAAGUGAAAGGAACAAGAGAAAUUAGCAGUCUCCUGACAUUAAGCUAAUAUACAAAAAGGUUUUUACUGCAGUGGAUAAAGACUUUAAAAACUUGAAGCAAACGGAGCCCUCUUACUGUUUCCAUUUCAAAUUUUAUUGUAGUCCUGCAUCAGAAUGCUGGGCAAGAAUCGAUGACCAACUGUCCUUCAAUCAUGAACAAUUCUACUAUUGAUCCGCUGACCCUUAAUGCAACACAGCAGUCAUAUCGUGACCCCUUUGGAGGUCAUGCAGUGUGGGAGGUGGUGCUUAUUGUCCUCACAACAGGAGUCCUGUCUCUUAUUACUGUGGUUGGGAAUAUCCUGGUUCUCUUGGCCUUCAAAGUCAACAGUGACCUAAAGACGGUCAACAACUACUUCCUACUUAGUUUAGCGUGUGCAGAUGUAAUCAUUGGCUUAGUGUCCAUGAACUUAUAUACAACAUACAUUGUAAUGGGUCGCUGGGCGCUUGGCAGUAUUUCCUGUGACCUGUGGCUGGCACUCGAUUAUGUCACAAGCAAUGCUUCUGUAAUGAAUCUGCUCAUCAUUAGCUUUGAUCGCUAUUUUUCCAUUACUCGGCCAUUGACAUACAGGGCAAAGAGAACACCAAAGAGAGCAGGUAUUAUGAUUGGAUUGGCAUGGGUAAUCUCUUUAGUCCUGUGGGCACCAGCCAUAUUAUGCUGGCAAUAUAUCAUUGGUGAGAGGACGGUGGAACCCGAUGAAUGCUAUAUUCAGUUCCUAUCCCAACCUAUUAUCACAUUUGGCACUGCCAUUGCUGCCUUCUACUUGCCAGUUACCAUCAUGAUUAUAUUGUAUUGGCGGAUUUACAGAGAAACAGAAAACAGGAGCAGAGAACUUGCGGGAUUGCAGGGUUCAGGGACAGAAAGCAUUGUACGUCACUUAGGCAGUGUCAGAAGUGGCAGCAGUUGCGGAAUGGGUGAAUCGGAAAGACUGUCCAAAUCUCAAACUGUAGUACCAAGAGCCAAGCAAGCAUGUUGUUUUCCUGGUAGACUCGCUGCCAGUCCAUCUCUCAGAAGUUACCCUCAGAACCGAAGCAAUGGAAGCUGGAAUACCAUGGAAGAUGCUGCCUCUGCAGACUCCCUCUCCUCUUCCUCUGAUGGAGAGGAUCACCCAUACGAGAUGAAAAGCAUUUGUUCAGCUGUUAUACGAUUACCUAUGGUCAGCUCUGUAGUUGGGACACCCACAGGGUCUCGUGGGUCCAAUGACACUCUUGGGCGGGGGGAAGUAGAGAGUGAAGCCAAUGGGGGAAAGCGGGAGGUAUCCAGGAAAUCAUCCAAAUCGCAACCCUCGGCUCUACCAUCAACUGUUAUCAAAGCCAAGAUGGAAAAAAAACGCCACGGAAAGAGGAAAAGCAAUUCACUUAUCAAAGAAAAAAAGGCAGCAAAGACAUUAAGUGCUAUAUUGCUUGCAUUUAUUUUGACAUGGACUCCUUAUAAUAUCAUGGUGCUAGUGUCCACAUUCUGCAAGGACUGUAUUCCAAAAACACUCUGGGAGCUGGGGUAUUGGCUGUGCUAUGUAAACAGUACUGUAAACCCAAUGUGUUAUGCACUCUGCAAUCGCUCAUUCAGGCGUACCUUCAAAAUGCUUCUACUCUGUCGGUGGGACAAACGCAAAUGGAGGACACACAGACACCCAGCAGCUUUCUUCAGGACCCCAUCACAGUGAUCGGAUAACUGUAGAAGACACAAGUUCUGUUAACAGGACCUAAGACGACAUGGGGUCUCCAGCAUGCCUGGCUGAGUGGGACUACAAGGAACGCACUAUCCCUAAAAACAAAAAUGGGGGAAAAGAACGGAAUAGCAAUGGAGUAAGGCCUUUUACAGAGACACUAUAAAUUAUCCAUUUGACAUUUUCCAAGCUGAAAUAUGGCUGUCUUGGGCUUUAGCACGUCUUAUACAUGUAAUUUUGAAGUAAGGGAGGGAAGUGAAGUUAAGGAAGGCUGGUCUAACCCUUCUUGGGAUGUUAAUCCCUUUUGAUGUUGAAGGGGUAUCCCAGAUGUGCCAAACCAAACAAAGGCAGGCCAAAGAACAUGACAAGGUUUUCUAUUGUUUACAAAAAGACUUUAAGGGGGAAGGGCUGUGUAUUUAUUCUGACUGCAAACAAAUAAAGAGUGUAUAAUACAAAAGUA
This is a messenger RNA of Pseudophryne corroboree (corroboree frog), 2648 nucleotides long. It is a transcript of the gene CHRM1, whose product is annotated as cholinergic receptor muscarinic 1. The coding region runs from base 656 to 2185 and encodes 509 amino acids. Gene Ontology annotation, molecular function: G protein-coupled acetylcholine receptor activity; G protein-coupled serotonin receptor activity. Gene Ontology annotation, cellular component: plasma membrane; dendrite; synapse. Gene Ontology annotation, biological process: adenylate cyclase-inhibiting G protein-coupled acetylcholine receptor signaling pathway; G protein-coupled receptor signaling pathway, coupled to cyclic nucleotide second messenger; saliva secretion. NCBI's taxonomy places the organism in Eukaryota, Metazoa, Chordata, Amphibia, Anura, Myobatrachidae. The record is from RefSeq and is a predicted model, not a curated record. The transcript is spliced from 5 exons.